GUCUCUCUCGUUCAGUCUCUCUUUCAAUCUCCGUUCGGCCAGAGGCUCCUGGACGGGAGGCAGGUGUGGACGGAGCGCUCCAGACCCGCUUCUGGCGCUGGCUCUGCCCCCGAUGGGCCCCUUGGGGCGACCCCCAGGACCCUUCCUCUUCCUCCUCCUGAUGCUGAUGCUAAGGCUGGCAUCGGCAUCAAUGGCAGGAGAGGAAGGGGCAGGAGGUGCCUUUGGAGACGCUCCACGGCGGAGCCGGAGAGGGGUCCUUCAGUUGGCAGGUGCCAUCUUCUGCGCCACGGGCCGGACCCCACUAGCUUACCUGCGCUACGGGUGCUACUGUGGCCUGGGAGGAAGCGGAUGGCCCAGGGACAAAGUGGACUGGUGCUGCUUCCGCCACGACUGCUGCUACGCCAAAGCGGAGAAGGAAGGCUGCGGCCCCAAAACGGGCAGCUACACCUGGGAGUGCCAGGACAACAAGGCCAAGUGCGAAGACACAGACAAGACAGAGGACAAGUGCCAGAAAAUGGCUUGCGAAUGCGACCAAGAAGCGGCUCAGUGCUUGGCCAAAGCCCCCUACAACUCUAAGUACGUCUUUUGGCCAGUGACGCUCUGUGGGACCCACAACCCCGAAUGCGAAGAUGAUUAGGAUGGACGGCGGUGGCAGGGAAGGCGGGCGGGCAGAAGUACCUUUUGCAGAUAUGAGACAUUGGGAGAAAGAGAGAAGGGACACUCUCCCAGGGAGACCACACAUCUCUCUGGGACAAGAUGGGGAGCUGCAUAGAUGUUUCUGCCCAACCUCAGCUCCUGGUGAAGUCCAGUUGUUCUUUAAAAAGAGGGGAUUUCAAGGGCCUUCUUCCUGCCAACAGAGAGGUCUGGCCCCUCUAGCCAAGCCACAACCUCCACGCUUCCAUCCUCGAUGUCUCCCAUUUCAAUAUUAGCAAGUGAGCCCUCCUCCUCCUCCUCCUCAGGCUUUCUCCACGAAGGGCUGCUUUGGGGCUAUUUGCCAUCAAGUCAACUUUGUCUUAUGGUGACCCUCCGAAUGACCCUCCGACCCGGCUGUCCAGAACCCUAGCUCAGGCCUUACAAAAUCAGGGCAGGAGCCAUUGUGGCUUCCUUGGUGGAAGCAAUCCUCCUGGAAGGCAGCCUUCCUCUCCUCCUCCCGCUUUCCUCUUUCCCCAGCAUCAUCCUCUUUUCCAAAGUCACACCGUGUUGUGAUAUAUGCAAAGUGCAAUAACCUCACCUUGUUGUUAUUUGUUGGCAAGCAGACUGACUCAUAGCAAGCCUCCAAAUGGAAGACUCCAAGGGUCCCCAGCCCUGUUCAGGUCUUCCAAAGCCAGCCUCCAUGGCUUUCUCAAUCCACUGCC
This is a messenger RNA of Sceloporus undulatus (fence lizard), 1355 nucleotides long. RefSeq names its product phospholipase A2 group X (gene PLA2G10). The coding region runs from base 113 to 637 and encodes 174 amino acids. The transcript is spliced from 4 exons. The record is from RefSeq and is a predicted model, not a curated record. Lineage: Eukaryota; Metazoa; Chordata; Lepidosauria; Squamata; Phrynosomatidae. Gene Ontology annotation, molecular function: calcium ion binding; phospholipid binding. Gene Ontology annotation, biological process: phospholipid metabolic process; lipid catabolic process; arachidonate secretion.